ACAGACGGGGAAAUGUAGCCUAUAAAAAAUUUAAAAUGACAGAUUUUAUAGUUUUUCUUUUAUUAAACAUAGAGUUCACCUUUAAAUAAAAUUACAAAUCAUAAACACUGACAUACAGAGGCAAAGUCCAGUCACUAUUUCCUUAAAGUGAGACACCUGUGAGUACAGCUGAUCUUAAACAGUUAAAGAGGAAAACAUGGCAGGACAGCAAAGCCCAGUCAAAAGGUUAAGAAAGACCGUCAAUGGCCACCUUUGUAAUAUUAGCCCCAUAAAAGAUAAACAGAAGCCAUAUUUUGAAGCAUUUCUUCAUCACGAAAGUGAAUGUUGCAAAGUUGUGGCCUUUAAAGAAGAGGACUACGUGAACUUCCAGAAUGCUGAGAAGACUCAGAGUCCAGUUACACUACAGAAUGUGAUGGUACAACCAUCUAAGUCAAAUGGAAGAACUAAUGUGUACUACACCCAUACUUCCAAAAUGUCCUGCGUUCGGGACAUAAGCCAUGCAUUUAAAAAUACCUUGCCCGAUGAACCACAAGACAUAAAAUUGUUUGAACUUCCAAAACUGGAUAUUAACCAUCUGAGGAUUAAUAUUAAUGUGAAGAUUAUCCUGGAGGGAUACAAGGGGCACAAUGUUGUGUGGAAUGGACGCUACCUUCCAAAAACUGUAUAUACUGUAGCAGAUACCACAUGCUAUGUAAGUCUAACUGUUUGGGGUGAGGAAAGCGUCACUGUUGGAGAAUGGUACAAGAUUACAAAUGUCUCAGUCAAACAGUUUAAAGAGAAAAAAUCCCUAUCAACUACCAAACAGACACAGAUUCUUAGCAUCCCAUCUCAAGGUACCACAGUUGAUGUUGAAGUGCCUAUAAAGUCUUUAAAGUGUAACAUUAUCGGUGUAAACAUAAAAAGUCUCUUCAUUUGUCAUCGUAAGCAUCAACUUAAAAACAUAAUACUAUCAAGACCAAGUGUGUAUUGUUACUCGUGUAAAACACAUUACAAAAUCACAGCUGCCAUCAUGAAGAUCAGCGGGCACCUGGAACUCAAACCAGAAACGGGGGACAUUAUAAUAAAGGCAAAUGCUGAAGAUGAGGUCAUAAGAUCAGCGCUUGCCAUGAACGCAAACGCAUCUCAAAAUGAUAUCAUUCAGGGACUUUUGUCUUUACCCCUGAUGCAGAUGACCAUUUGCAACAACGUCAUUGUGAAGAUGGAAGAAUCAAAAUGUCCUGUGACCGAGUCGGAUCAAGUGAUGGCAUCUCUUUCUGUGAUGAAUCAAGCAGAAGAUACCACUGAUGUCUACUCACCCCAAGAUAUCAGGCUCUUCUUCAGUUCCCAACGGCAAAAACGAAAUCUAUCAAUUGAUUCUAAACCCAAAAGAUCUAAAGACCAUCAAAGCUUGGUAGCCAUCAGGGCCGUGCACAGGAUUUUAUAAAUACAGAGGUCCAAAUAUGUAUUUUUAAUCGACCGAUACAGAUUAUUAUUAUAUAUGAAAAUAAAACCACACAUUUUCUU
Messenger RNA from Misgurnus anguillicaudatus (oriental weatherfish), 1503 nucleotides. RefSeq lists its product as uncharacterized. Gene Ontology annotation, cellular component: SOSS complex. Gene Ontology annotation, biological process: double-strand break repair via homologous recombination; mitotic G2/M transition checkpoint; response to ionizing radiation. The record is from RefSeq and is a predicted model, not a curated record. Gene Ontology annotation, molecular function: DNA binding. NCBI's taxonomy places the organism in Eukaryota, Metazoa, Chordata, Actinopteri, Cypriniformes, Cobitidae.